AUGGUUGUACAAAACAAACGGCCCGGGAGUGACCGUAUGGGUCGACUCAAACCAGUAGUAAUCAUCAACGACCCGAUGGCACUAAACAGGCAUUUUCUCGGCCAGAAUUCGUGGGACAAAUUGACAUUUUGUUGUCUCACAUCUAUCAAGUUGGGAAUGUUUGCGCAAGGUCGCUCACAGGGCGGUCAGUUUAUCAAUAAACACACAAAAACAAUGACUUUCACGCGUAUUGUGAAUGCAAUCGUUUCGGACAUCACUUCACAAAUGGUGGCCAAAGAAGGCAUUGAUCGACCGUUUAUACCAAAAGGCUAUCUCUUUGAUAUGAUUUUGAACAUUAUAUCGUUGACAACUUUUAAUCAAAAACUGGAACCAGAUGAUUUGAACAAGUUCAAAUAUUUGGCCACUGCUUAUUCCCAUGAAAUGGGUGGCACUCAUAUUGUCUAUGAAUUUAUACCUUACAUUCGGUUUUUAAUGUCCGACCCUUUGAUGAAAUAUCGCCACAAUUAUAACCAAUGCUUUGACUAUACGUUAGACGUAUUGAAAGCACACAAAAACACUUACGAUGGGAGCGUUUGUCGCGAUUUUUGCGAUGCGUUUAUCGGCGCUCAGCGUAAGGCAGAGGCCGAGUGUCGGCCCGGAGUUGUCCAGUGGUUGACCGACCAGAACAUUGUCGCCACAGUUAUUGACUUGAUUUUUGCCGGCACAGAGACGACAUACGCCACACUUCAAUGGAUGGACUGGCAGAGAAAGAUGAGGGUAGAGAUCGAUGACGUGUUGGCCGAUAGAGUGGUCACAUUGGCUGACAGGCGGCGCAUGCAUUGCGUGCAGGCGUUCAUCGCUGAGACCCUACGCUAUCGCACCGCCGCUCCCGUCGGCUCUCCGCGC
This is a messenger RNA of Medioppia subpectinata, 885 nucleotides long. NCBI's taxonomy places the organism in Eukaryota, Metazoa, Arthropoda, Arachnida, Sarcoptiformes, Oppiidae. The record is from the annotation of a GenBank genome assembly.